AUGCAGCCAUCGAACAGCAGCCCAACACUGCAUUUCGGCCCCGCACCACCGCGGCAGACGCGACGGUAUAAGACGACAAAGAAAGUCACGCUCACGGAGGGAAACCUAGUGCUCGAUUGCCCGGUACCGACAAAGUUGUUGGACGUAUUGCCCAGGAAGAACGGGGACGAGUUCACGACCAUGCGCUACACCGCCGUUACUUGCGAUCCAAAUGAAUUUUCGAGGCAGAAUUAUACCCUUCGUCCCAAGAUGCUGAACCGAGAGACAGAGCUGUUUAUCGUCAUGACCAUGUAUAAUGAGGAUGAAAUUCUAUUCUGUCGAACCAUGCAUGGCGUCAUGAAGAACAUCUCCCAUCUGUGCGCGCGCGACCGUUCCAAGAUGUGGGGUCCCGAUGGCUGGAAAAAGGUCGUCGUCUGCAUCGUCGCCGAUGGUCGCUACAAAUGCAGUCGCCGUGUGCUCAGCGUGCUUGCUAUGAUGGGCGUCUACCAGGAAGGAAUUGCCAAGAAUUCUGUGGGAGGAAAGGAGGUUGCCGCGCAUCUGUACGAGUACACGGCGCAGAUCUCGAUUGAUCCGGAUCUCAAAGUCAAAUCCGCAGACCGCAAGAUCCCGCCGGUACAGAUCUUGUUCUGCUUGAAGGAAAAAAACAAAAAGAAACUGAAUUCUCAUCGUUGGUUCUUCAACGCGUUCGGACCCAUCCUCAACCCGAACGUCUGUGUGCUACUGGACGUGGGAACUCGGCCAGGAAACACGUCGAUCUAUCAUUUGUGGAAGGCUUUUGAUGUCAACAAGAACGUGGCAGGAGCAUGCGGAGAGAUUUGUGCGAUGAAGGGACGCGGCUGUGUCAACCUGUUCAAUCCGCUGGUCGCAGCGCAGAACUUUGAGUACAAGAUGUCGAAUAUCCUGGACAAGCCCAUGGAGUCUGUCUUCGGGUACAUCUCGGUGCUUCCGGGUGCCUUCUCAGCCUAUCGGUAUAAGGCGCUGCUGAACGACGCGAAAGGAAACGGUCCACUGGCUUCGUAUUUUAAAGGCGAGAAUCAAUCUGGAGACAUGGACAACAUCUUUUCUGCCAACAUGUACCUGGCGGAGGACCGCAUCUUGUGUUUUGAGCUGGUCGCGAAGCGUGGAGGACAGUGGACGCUCAAAUACGUGCGAUCGGCAACGGGUGAGACGGAUGUGCCGGAUUCGGUGCCGGAGUUUAUCUCCCAGAGACGACGCUGGCUGAACGGGUCGUUCUUUGCUGCGAUUUAUGCGUUGAGGAAUUCUGGGAAUAUCUGGAGGUCGGACCACGGUACACUCAGGAAGCUGUGGCUCCAUGUUGAGUUCUUUUACAACUUUAUCAGUAUCCUCUUUUCUUGGUUUGCACUGGCCAAUAUGUAUUUGACGUUCUACUUCUUGACGAAAGCCUUGGCGGAUCCAGCGACUGAUCCUUUCGGAAAUGGAUGGGGCGACAGGAUCUAUGAGGUGGUUCGGUACCUGUACAUAUUCCUCAUCUGUGCCCAAUUUAUCUGCUCCAUGGGCAACCGUCCGCAAGGCUCCAAAGGAACGUACACAAUGUCGAUGAUCGCGUUCGGGAUGAUCAUGGGCUACAUGUUGUUCGCGGCUUCGCUGAUCACUAUCAACUCGCUGAAGACAGCGUUUGCGAGGAUCGAUUUUACGCAAGACUCCUUCCAGGUGUUCCUGACGAUCAUUCAGAAUACGGCCUUCAGGGAUAUAAUCUUGUCGCUUGUGUCGACCUACGGGCUCUAUAUCAUCAUGUCGGUGCUCUAUAUGGAUCCCUGGCAUAUGAUUACCAGUUUUGUGCAGUAUAUGUUCAUGAUGCCCAGCUACGUCAAUAUCCUGAACGUUUACGCGUUCUGCAAUACUCACGAUGUCAGUUGGGGAACAAAGGGCGACAAUACGACCCAUUCGGAUCUGGGAGAGGCCAAGAAGGGCGAAGGACAAGUCGUUGAAGUCGAGAUCCCCGUUUCUUCCGCAGAUAUCAACGAGGCUUACGAUGAAGCCAUUUCUGAAUUGUCCCAUAAAGUCCCAGAGGUCCACCAACACCGCAGCGCGGCGACCAAGCAGGACGACUACUAUCGUGGCUUUCGAACCCGGCUUGUUAUGGCCUGGAUUGGCUCUAACGGUCUCCUCGUUGCUCUCAUCAACUCUGCGCCCAUUGAGAAAAAGCUCACCAUGAACGACGGAUCGAAUGCAUAUCUCGCCGCCAUCAUGUGGAGCGUGUUUGGGUUAUCGCUGUUCAGGUUCUUUGGGAGCAUCAUUUACUUGUUCUUCAGCCUCUUUAGUCACUAA
Molecule: messenger RNA, 2289 nt
Organism: Gamsiella multidivaricata
Lineage: Eukaryota; Fungi; Mortierellomycota; Mortierellomycetes; Mortierellales; Mortierellaceae
Product: glycosyltransferase family 2 protein
Exons: 7
Coding region: 1-2289 (762 amino acids)
Cellular component (GO): cell periphery; cell septum
Molecular function (GO): chitin synthase activity
Source: RefSeq, a predicted model, not a curated record